This is a messenger RNA of Marmota monax (woodchuck), 1870 nucleotides long. RefSeq names its product DNA polymerase mu (gene Polm). The record is from RefSeq and is a predicted model, not a curated record. Gene Ontology annotation, molecular function: DNA binding; DNA-directed DNA polymerase activity. The coding region runs from base 162 to 1736 and encodes 524 amino acids. NCBI's taxonomy places the organism in Eukaryota, Metazoa, Chordata, Mammalia, Rodentia, Sciuridae. Gene Ontology annotation, cellular component: nucleus. The transcript has 11 exons. Gene Ontology annotation, biological process: double-strand break repair via nonhomologous end joining.
CCCCAUUUACAUAGGGCGGGGCCUUCUGUGGCGCCACUUCCUCCUCCAGCCAGCUUUAGCCUGCUUUCCUUCUGUUGUCGCCCACUUUCCUUCAUUUUCGCUCUCUUUCCUUACGGAUAUCGGCCCCUUUUCUUCCUCUCAUAGCCCGCGUAGGUGUCCAGAUGCUCCCGAAACGGCGGCGAGUGCGGGUCGGCUGUCCCGGUGGUGCUGUCACUUCCUCCACUUCGCCCUUAGUGCUCUUUCCCGGCGUCGCCAUCUACCUGGCUGAACCGCGCAUGGGCCGUAGCCGCCGGGCCUUUCUCACACGCCUGGCGCUGUCGAAGGGCUUCCGUGUCCUCGAAGUCUACAGCUCCGAGGUGACACAUGUGGUGAUGGAACAGACCUCAGUGAAGGAGGCCAUCUGCUGGCAGAAGCACAUGGCUGCUGCUCUCCCGUGCUGUCCCCACCCAGCUCUGCUGGACAUCAGCUGGUUCACAGAAAGCAUGGCAGCUGGGCAGCCUGUCCCUGUGGAGGACCGGCAUCGCCUGGAGGUGGUUGAGCCCAGGAAUGAGCCCCCAAGCCUAGUGUGGGUGUCGAUUUAUGCCUGCCAGCGUCCCACACCCCUCACACACCACAAUACCAUCCUCUCGGAGGCCUUGGAGACUCUGGCAGAGGCAGCAGGCUUCGAAGGCAGUGAGGGCCGCCUCCUUUCCUUCCGCAGAGCAGCCUCUGUGCUCAGGGCCCUUCCUUGCCCUGUCACUUCCCUGAGUCAGCUGCAGGGGUUGCCCCACUUUGGAGAACAUUCUUCCAGGGUUGUCCAGGAACUGCUGGAGCAUGGAGCAUGUGAGGAGGUGGAGAGAAUUCGUUGCUCAGAGAGGUACCAAACCAUGAAGCUCUUCACCCAAAUCUUUGGGGUUGGGGUGAAGACUGCCAACCGCUGGUACCAGGAAGGGCUGCGAACCCUGGAUGACCUCCGAGGACAACCUCAGAAACUGACCAAGCAGCAGAAAGCAGCCACAGGGAUGGGUGACUGCCUGAUACUAGAGGAUGGGGCUCUGUGGGGAAUGCAGGCUGAGAGAGUCAGGAGGACUGUGCUGCCCACAGGGCUCCAGCAUCACCAGGACUUAAGCACUCCAGUUGGACGGCCUGAUGCUGAGGCUCUGCAGCAACUGGUAGAGACAGUCGUGGGCCAGGUCCUGCCUGGGGCCACUGUCACGCUGACUGGUGGCUUUCGAAGGGGCAAGUUACAGGGCCAUGAUGUGGACUUCCUUAUCACCCACCCUGAGGAGGGCCAGGAGGCAGGGUUGCUGCCGAGAGUGAUGUGCCACCUGCAGAGCCAGGGCCUUAUCUUGUAUCAUCAGCACCAAGCCAGCUGCUUAGAGACCCCUACUCACCUUGUCCAGCGGAGCCAUACCAUGGAUGCCUUUGAGAGGAGUUUCUGCAUCUUCCGCCUGCCUCAACCCCCAGGAGCUGCCUUGGGGGGUGUCCUGAAGCCUUGCUCAGCGUGGAAAGCUGUGAGGGUAGAUCUGGUGGUUGCUCCCAUCAGCCAGUUCCCUUUUGCUCUGCUUGGCUGGACUGGCUCUCAGCUUUUUGAGCGGGAACUGCGCCGAUUCAGCCGGAAAGAGAAGGGACUGUGUCUGAAUAGCCAUGGACUGUUUGACCCAGAGCAGAAGACAUUUUUCCAUGUGGUUUCCGAAGAAGACAUUUUCAGACACCUGGGCCUCAAGUACCUUCCCCCAGAGCAGAGAAAUGCCUGAUCCAGCCCAUCUGCCCUCACUCCUCUUAGGAAACGGGGGGCUGCUGGACACUUUUGAAUAUCUCCAGGCAGAAGAUACGCUGCCACGCCAUAUCCUCAUCUCCAAGUGGAAGAGUCUUUACCUGUGGGAGCGUC